AUGCCUACUGUUCGUAACAGAAAAAAGUCUCUGACACCACAAAGUUCUUGUUCGACAAAUGACUCUCAUACAGAGCUGGAGUUCUUACCCGACAAACUAAGAGCAAAGCUACUUCCUUUCCAGAAAGAUGGGAUUAUUUUUGCCCUUAAAAGAAAUGGAAGGUGUAUGGUGGCUGAUGAAUAAUGGAUGGGUCUAGGAAAGACAAUCCAGGCAAUUUCCAUUGCUUACUUCUAUAAAGAGGAAUGGCCUCUUCUAAUAGUGGUGCCUUCAUCUCUGAGGUACCCUUGGACGGAAGAAAUAGAGAAAUGGAUUCCAGAACUAGGUCCAGAAGAAAUUAAUGUCAUUCAGAAUAAAACUGAUACCGGGAGAAUAUCGACUAGCAAAGUGACAAUUCUGGGUUAUGGUCUUUUAGCCAGAGAUGCAGAGACUUUGAUAGAUGUACUAAAUGACCAGAACUUUAAAGUAGUUAUAGUGGAUGAAUCACAUUACAUGAAGUCCAGAAAUGCAACCCGUACCAAGAUUUUAUUGCCAUUAGUACAAAAAGCCAUACGUGCCAUUCUUCUUACAGGAACUCCAGCUUUGGGAAGACCCGAAGAGCUCUUUAUGCAGAUUGAAGCUCUCUUUCCACAAAAAUUUGGAAAAUGGACUGAUUAUGCCAAAAGAUACUGUAAUGCACGUGAGGAAUUAAAUACCAGCUUUGAAGAAUGGGAAAAAUUAAUAAGAGCUCCAAGUUCUGCUUCUCGCGAUACUGUCAUGGGAUUGAUUACACGAAUGUUUAAACAAACUGCUAUUGCCAAGGCAGGUGCUGUCAAGGAUUAUAUUAAGAUGAUGCUUCAGAAUGAGUCUCUUAAAUUUCUUGUUUUUGCUCACCAUCUAAGCAUGCUACAAGCUUGCACAGAAGCAGUCAUAGAAAACAAGACUCGUUACAUUAGGAUAGAUGGAAGUGUUCCUUCUUCAGAAAGAAUACAUUUGGUGAAUCAGUUUCAAAAGGAUCCUGAUACUCGUGUGGCUAUCUUAAGCAUUCAGGCUGCUGGUCAGGGUUUGACAUUUACUGCUGCAACUCAUGUUGUAUUUGCUGAGUUAUAUUGGGACCCUGGACAUCUAAAACAAGCAGAGGACCGUGUUCACCGAAUUGGACAGUGCAGCUCUGUGAAUAUUCACUAUCUUAUUGCAAAUGGUACUUUAGACACCCUUAUGUGGGGAAUGUUGAACCGCAAGACUCAGGUCACAGGAAGUACCUUGAAUGGAAGGAAGGAACAACUACAAGCUAAGGAAGAUGAUAAGGAAAAAUGGGAUUUCCUGCAAUUUGCUGAAGCUUGGAUUCCAAGUGAAAGUUCUGAAGAGUUCAAGAAUGAAAUUUUGUUCACUCAUUUUGAAAAAGAGAAGCAGCAUGAUAUUCGGUCAUUCUUUUUGACAAAACCUAAGAAAAGACAGUUGCUGACUUCCUGUGAUGAAUCAAGUACAUCCCAGGAGGAAAACAAUAUAGUACCAGCUGACUCUGACAAAACAACCACAGGAGAUGUUAACAGUGAAAGUAAUUUGGAAUCUGAAUCUAAAAGAUUGAAAUUGGACCAACACUGCAAUCCCCCAACAGAGAAACCAAUGCAGCCCAGACAAACCAAAUGUUCACUCCUGCCUGAGGACCAUAAGGCCAAGGCCCGGAAAGCCACUCUGCCCCUUUCUGGAAUGGACUGGCAAUGUGGUUUCUGCACCUAUGUCAAUAAUGCAAUGUUACCUUAUUGUGAAAUGUGUGAGAAUCCUCAAGGCAGUGCUGAUAGUAGCAGCCAUACCCAGAAGAAAAUGAAAACCAAGAAAGAUAAUUCUGAGACUGGCACUUCAGAAAAAGUUCAUUCUGUUUCUGAAAAACGAGCUCUUGCACAGAGCUCAGGUGUUGCUCAGUCAGAGUCUGAACCAUUACCUGAAAGCAAAGAAAAAAUACCAACACCAGAAUGGAGAGAUGGAUUUAUGCCCCAGUCCCAUGCUAAACAGUCAGAGACUUCCGAGACUUUGCCAGUCUACGAUACCUUAAUGUUUUGUGCAAGUAAGAAUACUGACCGGAUUCAUCUCUACACUAAGGAUGGAAACCAGAUGAACUGUAAUUUCAUUCCUUUAGAUAUAAAAUUAGACCUUUGGGAAGAUUUGCCAGCAAGUUUUCAGCUGAAACAAAAUCGCUCCCUGAUAUUGAGAUUUAUUCGAGAAUGGAGUAGUCUAACGGCCAUGAAGCAAAGAGUAAUCAGGAAAAGUGGGCAGCUGUUCUGCAGUCCAAUUCUUGCUUUGGAAGAGAUCACAAAGCAGCAAACCAAAUCACAUAGUACCAGAAGGUACAUAACCAAAGAAGAUGUUGCUGUGGCCGCAAUAGACAAGGUGAAGAAAGAUGGGGGCCAUGUUCGUCUGAUCACAAAGGAUUCCAGAUUACAGGAACCUUCUACCAAAGAAUUUCUUGAAGAUGGUUCCUGUGUCUCAUUUGUCAAUCCCUGCACAGCCCAAGCAGAUCUCACGAUGAAACCUUCCUCCAAAGGCUAUUUACAAGCUGUGGACAAUGAGGGAAAUCCACUCUGCCUUCGCUGCCAGCAGCCCACUUGCCAAACUAAGCAGGAUUGUAAAGUGAACACUUGGGAUUCACGAUUUUGUUCUCUGCAGUGUCAGGAGGAGUUCUGGAUUCGAUCUAAUAACAGUUACAUACGAGCCAAGGUCUUUGAAAUUGAACAUGGUGUCUGUCAGCUAUGUAGUCUAAAUGCACAUGAGCUCUUUUUACGACUGAAAGAUGCUCCUAAGAGUCAACGGAAGAAUCUCCUGGAUAUGACCUGGAUUUCAAAACUCCCAUUAGAACAGCUUAAUGAAAUGAUAAGAAACCCAGGGGAAGGGCAGUUCUGGCAGGUGGACCACAUUAAGCCAGUGUUUGGUGGAGGAGGGCAGUGCUCCCUGGACAACCUGCAGACUCUCUGCACCAUCUGCCACCGAGAGAGAACUGCCAAACAAGCUAAGGAAAGAAGCCAAGUGAGAAGACUAACACCAAAGCAUGGAUCAGACAUCACACGGUUUUUGGUAAAGAAGUGAAAUAUAGGGGUCGGACCAGUGGCGCAAGUGGUAGGG
This is a messenger RNA of Suncus etruscus (white-toothed pygmy shrew), 3093 nucleotides long. Its product is annotated as DNA annealing helicase and endonuclease ZRANB3-like. Lineage: Eukaryota; Metazoa; Chordata; Mammalia; Eulipotyphla; Soricidae. Gene Ontology annotation, biological process: DNA repair; replication fork processing. Gene Ontology annotation, cellular component: nuclear replication fork. Gene Ontology annotation, molecular function: zinc ion binding; ATP binding; endonuclease activity. The record is from RefSeq and is a predicted model, not a curated record.